UCACUAGACUUAGCAACUGUAACCGCACCGACCCCUGAGGCGAGUCAGCCCACUCCGGAGCGCACUUCUUCUCACUUGAAUACUGAGUGCGCCUCCUGCACGGGUGGCGUGAAGCGGACCCAGAAAUCAACCAGCCAAGUCGGGCGGCUGCUGCUUGGACCGGGCGCCUUCCCGACGUCUCCUUUGAAAGCGUUCUCUUCACUUUUUGUCGUUGGCCUUUUGCAACUACCGGCGGGCAGAGAGAAGAAGCUGCGCAUUUAAGUCUCUUUGAUAUUCUUUUUUUUUUCUCUUGAGCUUCGGCUGCGGGCUGUUAAGAGACAGCGGGGACUGAGAGCUCGUCUCGCCGAUGACUAUUUUGGCACUUGUUAGUUCUUUUUUUCGGUCUUUGGAGGCUUUUUAUUUUUAUUUGUAUUUAUUUAUUUUUUUGAGCUGCGCAUUGAAGCAAGAAAGCCAAGAGCGCGCACAUGCUGCCGUGCGCUUAAACGGCGUGAUUUAGAAUGUUUGCGGUCUUUUGUCACAGUGGAGCAGCUCACUUGAUUUGGCGUUAGCUUUUUAGCAGCCACACCCCCUAUUCGUUGUUGGGGAGAAGGUAAAUGAGGUCUGAGCAACUGAUUUCAAUUGCUUUCCAUUAAAAGAUGACAUUUUCCUAAAUCUUUUUACUCCUCAAGAGCGGAUCAUUUUGGUUGCAAUUUACAUUAUAUUAAAAAAAAAAAAGACUUGUAAUUUCAAUACAUAUAUUUAUUUAUGCACAUCAACUUCCAUCAGUGACAGAUGACUCGACCUCCAGUUUAUAAAGUCCAUCCAAUCAGCCAGUUAACUAACAGCCGCUGAGGAAGCGCUGCCGUUCACUCGUCCACAUUGUGUUCCUGAAUGGCCAGAGAGAUGGAUUACUUUGUGACCAGCAAGAUCCUGAGCUACGUCCUGUGGGUCAGCCUGUUCUCUUUAUGGACGCUGGUCACUUUAGUGCAGAAUUCCAAGAACGCAGAGAUGGAUCCUGACAUACCAGUUAACCAAACACAGGUUCCAACAGAAGCAACCAUACCCACCCCAGAAACUGACCUCUUGGACCCACCGAUGGGUAGCCGAUGCAGAGGCUACUAUGAUGUCAUGGGCCAGUGGGACCCCCCUUUUAACUGUAGUGUAGGGGUGUAUUUAUACUGCUGUGGCACAUGCGGCUACAGGUUCUGCUGUCAGUUUCGACACGAUCGACUGAACCAGAAGGCCUGCUCCAACUAUGAUACUCCAAACUGGGCCAACACGGGCAAACCCCCAGCCCCUAUAAAUGAAAUUCACAAUGACCCAGACAGAGACCGGACGAAUAUGAUUGUGUAUGUUAUCUGCGGGGUGGUGGCAAUUAUGGUCCUAGUGGGGAUUUUCACCAAGCUUGGGUUGGAGAAGUCUCAAGGCCCACAGACUGAUAUGACCUCUUCAAGGACGCUCACGGAUCUCCUCAAGCAGCCUGGUGCAGGACCGGGUGACCACAUCCGAGUGGACGGGACAGGGGGGAGCAUACAGGUGCCCAUUGGAGGAAAUGGCCUCUCCACCAGGACGCUGAGAAGUGGAACAGAUCUGAAUCAUCUGAACAACGCCACGGUGGUUCCAUUGGGAUCUCAGCUUGGACUGGCACACCCUCACAACAACUUGAGUACCACUCUGUCACUUCCUGGACCUCAUUACAACAAGUAUGCUUCACUUAAAGCUGUCGCUGAAACAGCUGCAAGCGAGUAUUACAAACGCUUUCCUAUGGCAGACCUCACGGCUCCAGGAACACCAACAUUUCAGCCUGUCAGCCUACACACCAAGGACAAAUCCCUGCAGCCCACGUCGGAUAUUCACACCCCGCUGACCAUUGCAGUGACCUCCACUCCCACGCAGAAGACUAAAGUGAGUAAGACCAACACACACCCUCUGACAUCCUGCUCUGCCUUCCAGGCCUGGGACCCAAGUAAGAACCAUCCGCCUACUCACACGGGCAAUCGGCGCCACGCUUAUACUAACAAGCGGCAGUUCAGCAUCGAGACACUGCCAGAGCUCUUCACUCAACCUCUGGGCUACGGGACCCAGUCAGCAGGACACACUAACAGGCCGUACAGCACCAACAGCAAGACAGAAGUCACAGUGUAAAAGAUGCACUUUGGGGGCUCUCGUCACAAAGGGUGCCCACCAAUCCCUUCUUUCUUUGCCACCCACCUACUGCAGUGGCUGACUUGCCAACUUCUCUUCUCUCAGCACUUUCAAACAUGUUGCAUUUUCACAUAGGGACAGGCGUCUCCCUACAACGGAUUCCUAAAUUCUCUUCUAUGGUCUAUUUUAUAUUGGUUUGUUGUGAAGAAUAAAAACUUCUUGUGCCAAUGUCGACGAUGCCCAAAGCCAAGAGAUCAUGCGAGACUGAAAGCCUGGUUUUAUUUGUGCCUGGGCCAGUGCUGAGCAUUCUACAAACAAUAACCGCCGUACAGAGCCAAACGGGCUACCAUGAUCUGCCAGUGAUCUAUGAGUACCAGCCCUCUGUGACCCCUUGAGCAAAGGAUGCCUUGACACAAGUCAGUCAGGGUCUGCAUCUAGAACUGAAGGUCCUCUACGGACGCAUUAAAGUGCAAAGAUAGUGCAGCUUUUUUGGGAAUCAAACUAUGGUAAUAUCAGAAGUGAAAUCACACAGCCACAUCUGAGCCUACAACCAUGCAGCUCAUUUCCUUAACUUUGAAAAUCGGUCCGAUGUUCUGUAGGCCUCACUAGGGGUCCCUUCUGUUAUAUGGUGGACAGAUUAAUGGCGAGCACUGGGCCCACGACAACAAAAACGUGAAUUAUGGUCUCGCCGUGGACUUUUGAAUUUAUUUAUGUUGACUCUGACCUGUGACUGCUAAACUGAGCCUUAUCCUCUAUGAUUUAGCAGAGAAAGAAGGACGGAGCAAAUACAUGAGCAGAAAUCAGUUACGACAGCUCCGCCAUUCUGGGGUGUUCUAGGACCCCAUGUAGCAAUGCACAGCGGCAGCCGAGAUCUUAAAGCCAAUCCUUUACUUUGAGCUCAUCUUACUUCAUUAUGUCCUGAGGGAUCCACAAAAAACGGCAAUAGUAAUCAAGGCCUGGCGUCGCGAUGGUGGCCAAGGUGUCAGAUUUAACGCUAACCAUCACAUUUGGCACGGGUUUUUCUCUCAGAGCAGAUGGCAUUUUGAGACAGCUAUCCAAAUCAUGAAAGUCCCACUGAUAUUUCAAAUGCAUCAGCACUGCACUUUCUUGGACAUGCUACAAAAUUCCAAAUGAUAGAGCAGGGAGAGACUGAUCCCAACAUGAAAUAAUCAACUUGACUGUCUGCAAAUUGUGUGAAAUAAGCAUGCUGGAAAGAAAGGAACUGGAGAACAUAAGAAAUGUUCAAUUGGAAAUUCUGCAAAGGAUUACGGCGUAUGAAAACGCUCCAAGCAAACUGAGGACUUACGCGUGAAAUACAUGAAUGUAGGCUUUAAUCAAUUAACCAACACACAAAAUAUGAAAUAUCUGGGAAAGGAGUUAAUAGUAAGACGCCUGACAGCUACCAACAGUAAAUGUGGAAGAUCACAUUUUAAAGGGUUAAGACAUUUCUCAACACACCUGAACAAAAUGUAGGGACUUGGAAGGAUGUUAAUGUGUAAAUGGAAGAAACAUGAGAGCAUCCAAAUAAACAUAAUUAGAAAAAGAAACAGUCAUAGUUCCAAGAGUGAACAAACUAAAGGAGUACAUUCUAAAAUAUAAAUAUGUCCGUUUUAAAUAGGAGGAUACGUUACGCUUAGACACAAUCAGAGUCACAAUUGAUGGCUAGUCACACUCACACAAGGAAACUAGUUUACCACCAUGAAUGCUGGGAGAAUAUGCCAACUCCAUACCGGUCACAUCUAGACUGGAAUUUAAUACUGGACUGUGAAGUUGUAAGGUGGGUCCUGCGGAACACUCGCCUGCAAUCUAAAACUAUAAAUGAAAAACUAAAUGCAGAGUUCUGAGAUCUUACAUAUGUAAAGUCUGUAUAAAGUAACAAAUACAAAAAUGUAAAUGUAAGUACUAACAGCAGGAAAUUGUGAUUUUAAUGAGGAAUAUAAGGAGGAAGAAUUCAGGAACAGCUGAAAAUGUAAAGUGAAUGUCAAAAUAACUGCAAUACAGACAAAUAAAAAUAUAAGGUAAUGCUGCACUGCUCAUUAAUGCAUCCUAGUGGAACGUACAAUAAUACAUUUCUCUCUGUGCGGGUUUUAUGUUCACUCAGGUUGGUUGGCUGCCCUUCCUGAAGCUGAGGCUCUUUAGUUACCUUACCUUACAGUAACCUUAUUCAAUUCCAAAUCAUAGGACAACAAUAAUACAUCUGAAGGUAGAAGCAAGAGUAACAAAAUGUCCGCCAAACAAUAAUGAAAUUCAAGAAUGGUUAAAUGUACCAAGAAAUACUUCUGUGUAAGAUGUAAAUAUAUAUAAACACACCAACAAAUAUACACUGCUUAACUCGGAGUUACAGACUGAAGCAAUAUGCCAUACAGAAGUGAUAUAUUUUUUUAUAUACAGAGUGAGUCAAAAUUAUGUUAACAUUUACAAUUUACUGUAUUUACUCGUGUACCACG
Erpetoichthys calabaricus (reedfish) is the source of this 4571-nucleotide messenger RNA. Its product is annotated as protein shisa-9-like. Gene Ontology annotation, biological process: regulation of AMPA receptor activity; regulation of short-term neuronal synaptic plasticity. The record is from RefSeq and is a predicted model, not a curated record. Lineage: Eukaryota; Metazoa; Chordata; Cladistia; Polypteriformes; Polypteridae. Gene Ontology annotation, cellular component: postsynaptic membrane; postsynaptic density; dendritic spine membrane. The transcript has 5 exons. The coding region runs from base 871 to 2124 and encodes 417 amino acids.